AUGAAGAAAGACAUCGACGCACUGUUAGCACAGGAACGUGCUGACAUCAUUUCCAAGUAUGACAAGGGCAGGCUGCAGGGCGUCCCGGCGGAGUCUUGGGAGGACGCCGACUACGGCGUCUACAAGGUGACGGACCGAUUGGGUUUCCUGCAUGAGAAAGAGUUACCGACGCCCGGCGUGCUGGAGGAAAAGCAAAAGCAGCAGGAGAUGGAGCGUGUGCAAAAGUGGCUGAAGAUGGUGAAGAACUGGAGCAAAUACAAGAACGGCGACAAGUUGGCGAAGCGCGUUUAUAAAGGCAUCCCGCUCCAGCUGAGAGGUCAAGCCUGGUCCUUGCUUUUGGACGUGGACAAAGUCAAAGGAGACAACCCGGGAAAAUAUGAGAAAAUGAAGCUGCAGGCUCGGAACUUCUCCACGGAGAUCAAACAGAUCGACUUGGACGUCAAUAGAACCUUCAGGAACCACAUCAUGUUCAUGGAGCGCUUUGGAGUCAAGCAACAAGCACUCUUUCACGUAUUGGCAGCCUACUCCGUCUACAACACGGAGGUGAGCUACUGUCAGGGGAUGAGUCAGAUCGCCGCCAUGCUGCUGAUGUACCUGAACGAGGAGGACGCCUUCUGGGCCCUGUCCCAGCUCCUUACCGACAACAAGCACGCCAUGCACGGUUUCUUCAUCCCGGGUUUCCCCAAACUGCAGCGUUUCCAGGCUCACCAUGAGCGGAUCCUCUCCAAAAUGCUUCCCAAAGUCAGGAAGCACCUGGAGCGAGAGCAGAUGUCCUGCGGGCUUUACACCACCAAGUGGUUCCUCCAGUGCUUUAUUGACCGAAGCCCGUUUACCCUCACUCUGCGCUUAUGGGACAUCUACAUUCUGGAAGGGGAGAAGAUGCUGAGCGCCAUGGCUUACACCACCCUCAAGUUACACAAGAAGCGUUUGCUGAAGUUCCAGUUGGAGGAGCUGAGGGAGUUCCUUCAGGAGCAGCUGGCCGCUUCCUUCCUGCUUCCGGACGACGCGGUGGUGGAGCAACUGCAGGCCGCCAUGGCCGAGCUACGCGCUAAAAAGUUGGACAAACCCCCUCCAGCCAAGUCAGAGGAGCUCCCCAUGAAGCCCCUGGGCAGAGAGCUCCCCGUCGUCCUGCUGCCUCUGCUCACCGACUCCCCCGGCGAGGUCAAACCCGGGCAUCGGGGAGCGCCUCCUUCGCCGUCGCCCGAAGCCGCCUCUUCUCCUUUGGCGGCGCGUAGAGCCCCUUCGUUAUCCCGUGUCGAGGAAGACCACGUCGGCCGGGGACGGACCCCGGACGCCCGGGAGGAGCCGGCGGAUUGGCCCCCGCCUCCUCCGGAAUUUGCGGGCGCGCCCACGGAGAUGUGGGACUUGCCGGAUCUUCCGCCUCCGCCGCCGCCCUUUUCCCCGACGGAGAGGGAGCAAACGUUCAGUUCUCCGACGGACGGGCACAUUUUGGCCGGGUUUACGGCGCAUUUGCACGGGCUGGCGCCCCCUCAGGCCGACAGGCGACCUUCCGCAGUUUCUCAGUACGACAACCUGUCGGAAGCGGACGACGGGCGGAGCUCCCCGGCGCCCGGCCGAGAAGAUGUUCUUUUCCAGAGAGACUACGAGCCCGCCCGUCAUCUGCCCACGUUAUGGCCCCUCCACACCGUGGCCGCUGUGCCACAGGAGGCAAAAUAUACACACGAUGAGCGGCGGACGCCCGCGACCUCGUCCUCUGUACUCGUGAGCUUGCCGGCCUCAGCCCUCAAACAGAUUCCCUUCCAAAGAGACGACAAGCCCGCUCCCCGGCCACCCCUUUGCCAGGCCAGUUUGCCUCAGGCGGCAAAAUACAGAGACGAUGAGCGGCGGGUACCCGCGACCCAGUGUCCCGCGCCGGCCCCCCAAAACGAGCCCGCCCAUCAUCCGCCCACAUUACGGUUGCCUCAGGAGGCAAAAUAUAAAGACGGCGAGCGGCGGGCACCUGCGACCCCGCCUCCUCAUUUCUCCCGUAGCCCCCGGGACCGAUCGGCCUUUCCGUCGCCGCUCUUGUACACGGGGCCCUCGUCCGGCGCGGACUUUUGCAGGCAUCUACCAAAGUCUGUCGCGUUUUGA
Molecule: messenger RNA, 2091 nt
Organism: Nerophis lumbriciformis (worm pipefish)
Lineage: Eukaryota; Metazoa; Chordata; Actinopteri; Syngnathiformes; Syngnathidae
Source: RefSeq, a predicted model, not a curated record